AUGGCGACAAACGGCUUUGUUGCGCUUUGUUUGAUCGGGCUCUAUACUCUCUACACGAUAUUCUGUUUGAUUCGAAACAUCAUAGCUGCGAAGAGUAUUGGUUUUCCGGUUGUUUGGAGCCCCAUUAGCCCCUUCAAUCCAUUCUGGAUUCUCUUCAACAAACGAGUCGCGCCCAUCCUUCAACACCUUCCUUUGAACCUGGGCGAUUGGACCAAAUACAAUGCGUUGGAUUGGACAUGGGUUGAUCGGACUCAUGGCAGCUCCCAGGUCCAUGAUAAGCACGGAGAGACUUUUGCUCACGCUACCCCGGGGGAAAUUGAGAUUCAUACCCGCGAUCCUACUGUAGCUAUCCAAGUGCUGCGGAAGCAAGCGAACGACUUCCCAAAGAUAAGCCACUAUGCCAAGAUUUUGGACCUGUUAGGUACGAGCCUGGUGUCUUCGGAUGGUGAUGAUUGGACUCGUCACCGGAAGGCGACCGUCGCCACCCUAAGUGACAGAACCAACCGCCUUGUCUGGGCAGAGAGCGUCAGACAGACCCAACAGAUGAUUCAUCAUUAUCAGCGCAUCUCAAACGGGCUGAUAUCUGAUCCUGUAGAAGACAUACGCGAGCUUUAUCUGCAUGUCUUCACCAGCGUUUGCUUUGGGGUUGCCUAUGAUUUCAAGCAGCCUGAGAGAGAUUCCAUUCCCAUGGGACACUCACAAAGCUACAAGUACUGCCUUCACACUAGUCUCAAGGAUAUUCUCAUUCUUCGGCUUGUACCAAGUUGGGCCAUGAAGCUUCCCGCCCUCCCGCAGAGGAUCAAGAACUUUCGCGAUGCCACAAUUGAGAUGCGGCAGUAUCUCGACGAAAUGAUCAACAACUGCAAGGAAAAUUUCAGAGGCAGCAAGAAAAAGACUCAGAAUGAUAAUUUGCUCAGCUUCAUGGUGAAGAGAAAUAGGGAUUUGGAGCUUGAACCUCACUUGGGCGGGUCCAAAGAUGACGGGUCACGGGCUCUGCUGACAGAAUCUGAGAUUCGGGGAAAUCUCUUCACCUACUCACUCGGAGGACACGAGUCAUCCGCACAUACCUUGACCUUUGCAAUCUAUGUUUUGGCAGCCCUUCCUGAAGAACAAGUCUGGCUGGCGGAGGAGAUCGACGAGAUUCUCGGCGAAAGACGAGAUUGGCGAUCGAAAGAGUCUUUUAUGGACAUUUUCCCACGUCUGAAACGGUGUCAAGCUGUCAUGCUCGAAAUACUUCGACUGUACCCAUCGGUGACAGUUCUUCCAAAGUUCACCGGAUCGAGAGCAACAACUCUUUUUGUUGGAAGCGAAGAUCAUCGCAUUCCAGCAAACAUCAACAUCUUCGUCAACAUGCCUAGCAUUCAAGUCCACGAACCAAUUUGGGGACCGGACGCAGACUCUUGGAAGCCUGGUCGUUGGAUAAUCACAAACAAUGAAAUCAAAGGGCUAGAUGGAGAACAGAUUAAAGUACCCCCUGACGGCGCCUUCCUCCCUUGGAGCGAGGGCAAGCGCGCUUGCCCAGGCAAGAGAUUCUCUCAGGUGGGCUUUGUUGCAGCACUUUCGACUCUUCUGUACAAGCACAGACUGGAAGUCAUUCCUAAUGAGGGAGAAAGCAUGGAAAAUGCGAGGAAGAGGGUCAUGGGAGUUAUUGAUGACACUUACGCUGUCAUGACGGUUCACAUGCACGACCCUCUUUCUGUCAAAAUUAAGAUUGCUGGGAGAAGUUGA
Messenger RNA from Colletotrichum orchidophilum, 1728 nucleotides. RefSeq names its product cytochrome P450. The transcript is spliced from 3 exons. Gene Ontology annotation, molecular function: heme binding; oxidoreductase activity, acting on paired donors, with incorporation or reduction of molecular oxygen; monooxygenase activity. The record is from RefSeq and is a predicted model, not a curated record. Lineage: Eukaryota; Fungi; Ascomycota; Sordariomycetes; Glomerellales; Glomerellaceae. Bases 1 to 1728 code for a protein of 575 amino acids.